AUGGGUAGCGUUCAGAGCCAGGGCGCAAACACGUCCGCCGCUAGUUCAUCGUCCUCGGCUAUGAACCCCUCGUUGGAGAACCACUCUCGCGCAACGCGACGCGAUAGGCGACCAAAACGACCAGGGCGCACACAUACCCGCCGUGGGCCCGCUGUUCUCCACCAUCGAUCCGAGGUUGCUCGCCAUUGA
This is a messenger RNA of Alternaria burnsii, 189 nucleotides long. RefSeq lists its product as uncharacterized. The record is from RefSeq and is a predicted model, not a curated record. The coding region runs from base 1 to 189 and encodes 62 amino acids. NCBI's taxonomy places the organism in Eukaryota, Fungi, Ascomycota, Dothideomycetes, Pleosporales, Pleosporaceae. The transcript has a single exon.